AAGACCUGACACAUGAGAGAGAGAAAGCUCAGAAUACUUUAGAUGCCGUUGGGGUUUUUCUGUGUGAAAGUGACAACCCAAUCAUGGCAACACGCAGCAUUUCAGGCUGGUUUCUCCUCUGUCUACUUUCAGCCAGUGAAUGCAGUCACGUCAUUGGUAUUGAGGGUCAGAAUAUCACUCUGCCAUUUAAAUAUGAUGCCAAAUCUCAUGGUCUACAAUACAUAUGCUGGGGGAAAGGAAUCAUACCGAGUACUGGUGGUUGUAACAAUGAAAUCAUCUCAACUGAUGGACCUGAAGUGACAAGUAGAUCUUCAGUCAGGUAUCAGUUAUUGGGUGAGCUGAAGACGGGGGAUGUCUCUCUAACCAUCUCCAAUACCACAGAGAAAGACUCUGGAAUUUAUGGAUGUCGAGUGCAAUACCCUGGAUGGUUCAAUGAUGAGAAAUAUAACGUCAGGUUGACCAUUGAGAAAGCACCUGUCCCAACGACAUUCCAGACAUCUGCCAAUGUGACCAUAACCCCACAGAUCAUUGACAACCACACACACGGUCAUGUGACCACAAUAUCUACUGAGUAUUCGUACACAUCCACGCUACAUUACAGCAAAUCAGAAUCAGAGACGGGAGGUCACAAGCUGGCUGUGAUCCUGGUGUCCAUUCUGCUGGUUCUGACAGGUGUGGGGAUUGUGUGUGUACUUGUCACGAGAAAGCGAUGGGAAAAAAUUGCCACGGUACUCCAAAUACCACAGCACUCUGGCGGCUCGGUCCUGUACAUAAACUCAGUGUCCAGCUUGGCACUGCACACUCGAGAGACGGCCGUAGAGAACGUCUAUCAAAUAGAGGACAACGAGAGAGAGAACUACGAGGAACUGCCCUGACGAAGCAUGGACACUUCACCACCACGCUCAUGCUGUUGACACUGUGCAGUGUGCAUAGUGCAGUGGCUCUGUGUUACAAGCCUGAGGCUGACUUAUAGGCCAAUGAUUCAGUUGGACAAGACAAACGUUACUACAGAAUCAGUAGUGUUCUGCUGAUAAGUGAAGCAACACAGUUGAUUUGUUAUUGAAAGGUUUGUUUGAUGAAAAGGGCUUACUAAUAUGGCUCCCUGUGUGUAUUCAGCACUAACAAUGUAUGUUUCAAUUGAUUACGAUGACUGGAUUAUUUUUGAUGUAAUAGCCUAAAAGCGACAAAAAAAAUAUCAUCAGCUUUAAUGCCUGAUGCAAUGAAAAGCAGUAACUUUGCAGAAAGUGAGAUAUCGCUUCCUGAAUGAGCUGUUUCUAUCCUCGUCACCAUGACAUUUAGCUACACCCAUCUGCAACAUCCCCCAGGCAUACAAAGGCAGCUAAGUUGAAAAGUCUCACAUAAUCACAGCAUUAUUCAGAAAUGGUGUUCUUUACCCAACUUUGCGGUGUUACUGUCUCGUUCAAACCCAACCUGUUGCAUGACAAUAAAAACUCUAACUUGAAACUCUAA
Coregonus clupeaformis (lake whitefish) is the source of this 1470-nucleotide messenger RNA. Its product is annotated as T-cell immunoglobulin and mucin domain-containing protein 4. Lineage: Eukaryota; Metazoa; Chordata; Actinopteri; Salmoniformes; Salmonidae. The transcript is spliced from 7 exons. The record is from RefSeq and is a predicted model, not a curated record. The coding region runs from base 84 to 875 and encodes 263 amino acids.